CGCGCGCGCGAUCGCGCCAUGACGACGGCGAACGAGCUCAAGGAUGUCGGCAACGGGCAUUUCAAAAACGGCGCGUACGACGACGCCGUCGCGGCGUUCACGCGCGCGAUCGAGCUCGACGCGACGAAUCACGUGCUGCACAGCAAUCGAAGCGCGGCGCACGCGGGCGCGGAGCGAUGGAGCGACGCGCUGCGAGACGCGGAGCGCACGAUCGAGCUGAAAUCUGAUUGGGGGAAGGGAUACGGACGAAAGGGCGCGGCGCUGUUCGGCGCGGGCGAUCUGGAGGGGGCGCGAGAGGCGUACGCGGCGGGGCUGGCGCUGGAGCCGGAAAACGCGAUGCUGCGGAGCGGAUUGGAGGACGUGGAGUUCGCGAUGAAGCGAAAGGGAGAGAGCGACGCGGGGAUGAAUCAAAUCGGAGACAUGUUCCGCGCGCCGGAUCUCAUGGCGAAGUUGGCGAUGAAUCCGGCGACGCGGGAAUACGUGAGUCAACCGGAUUUCUUGGCGAUGAUGGAGGAGGUGAAAAGAAACCCGUCGGCGCUUAAUAAUCACCUGAGAGAUCCGAGAAUGAUGAACGUGUUGAGCGUGGCGAUGGGCGUGAAGGUGAUGAGCGGCGACGACGCGGCGAAGGAGUUCGGGGAGCACGAGGCAGAUUCGAAAAAGACGGAACCCGCGCCGAAGGCGCCGGUCGAGGAACCGGCGAAAGCGCCCGAACCCGAGGUCUCCGAGACUCGUAAGCAAGCGUUGGAGGCCAAGGAGGCGGGCAACGCUGCGUAUAAGAAGCGUGAUUUUGACACCGCUAUCGCGAAUUACGACAAGGCGAUAGAGUUAGAUCCCGAGGACGUAUCGUUUCUGAACAAUCGCGCGGCGGCCAACUUGGAGAAGGGCGAUUUGGACGCGUGCAUCGCCGAUUGCGAAUCCGCCAUCGAGAAAGGACGAUCGAUUCGUGCCGACUACACCAUCAUCGCCAAGGCGAUGACUCGCAAGGGGAACGCGCUCGUGAAGCAGGGCAAGCUUGAGGCGGCGAUUGACACGUACCAGCGCUCGCUCACCGAGCACCGCACCGCGGAUACUCUCAAGCGAUUGAAUGACACGGAAAAGGCGCUCAAAGACGCCGCGACCGCGGCGUAUUUGGAUCCAGUGAAGGGAGAGGAAGCGCGCGAGCGUGGUAACGCCUUUUUCAAGGAUCAAAAGUUCCCCGAGGCGGUGAAGGAGUACAGCGAAGCCAUCGCUCGGAACCCGAACGAUCACAAGGCGUACUCCAAUCGCUCCGCCUCGUACACCAAGCUCGCCGCGUUCAACGAAGCGUUGAAAGAUGCGGAGAAGUGCAUCGAACUCGAGCCCACCUUCGCGAAGGGUUACACGCGCAAAGGGCACGUGCAGUUUUUCACCAAGAGCUACGACGACGCCGUGGAGACGUACACCGAAGGCUUGAAGCACGACCCGAACAACGAAGAACUCAAGGAUGGUUUGCGACGGUGCCACGAGCAAAUCAACCGCGGCGCGAUGGGACAGCUCAGCGAAGAAGAGAUGAAGGCUCGUCAAGAACGCGCGAUGGCGAACCCGGAGAUUCAAGGCAUCCUGAGCGACCCCGUGAUGCGCCAAGUCUUACAAGACAUGUCCACCGAUCCCAAGGCGGCGGCCGAGCACCAGAAAAACCCCAUAAUCAUGGCCAAGGUGCAAAAGCUCAUCAACGCCGGCAUCGUGCAGGUUCGAUAGCGCGCUAAAUUGAAUACAUCAUCAUCACAAACAUUUUU
Messenger RNA from Ostreococcus lucimarinus CCE9901, 1754 nucleotides. RefSeq lists its product with no specific name. Gene Ontology annotation, molecular function: Hsp90 protein binding. Lineage: Eukaryota; Viridiplantae; Chlorophyta; Mamiellophyceae; Mamiellales; Bathycoccaceae. The coding region runs from base 19 to 1716 and encodes 565 amino acids. The record is from RefSeq and is a predicted model, not a curated record. The transcript has a single exon.